This is a messenger RNA of Manis javanica (Malayan pangolin), 722 nucleotides long. RefSeq names its product tumor protein D52 (gene TPD52). Gene Ontology annotation, cellular component: cytoplasm; mitochondrial small ribosomal subunit. Gene Ontology annotation, biological process: B cell differentiation. The record is from RefSeq and is a predicted model, not a curated record. NCBI's taxonomy places the organism in Eukaryota, Metazoa, Chordata, Mammalia, Pholidota, Manidae.
CAUUGCGGAGAAGGCAAAGGUCAGAGGUGUGGAGCUGUCAUGGCGGCGCUGUGUCGGGCUCGUGCCGUGACUGCCGAGGGCCUUUUCCUGCGAGUGUUUCUCUUCUCCCGACCUUGUCGAAGCACAGGUACUGAGACUAGCUCCGGGAGCGGGAGUUCUGAUUCCACGAUCCCCAGAAAGAGCCCAGGCUGCUUCGCGACCGCUUUGGAGAGGCACUCGGAGCUGGAGCAGGAGCUUGGACGAUUAAGAGACUCUGGAAGAAAUUCGGAAUCCUUUGCAUCUAUGCUGAGACGUUGUCCUCUUAUACAGAUGGGACCUGCCAUGGAUAAACUAGUCAUUGGACGAAUCUUUCAUGUUGUGGAGGAUGAUCUUUAUAUAGAUUUUGGCAGCAAGUUUCAUUGUGUAUGUAGAAGACCAGAAGUGGAUGGAGAGAAAUACCAGAGAGGAACCAGAGUCCGGCUGCGGCUAUUAGAUCUUGAACUUACAUCUAGGUUCCUGGGAGCAACAACAGAUACAACGAUACUAGAGGCUGAUGCGAUUCUUUUAGGGCUCCAGGAGAGUAAAGACUCAAAAUCAAAAGAGGAACAUAGUGAAUAAUAAAUGAACUUUACUUAGUGUAUUUAUUCCUUUUUUGUUGAACCCAGGUAUUCACCAAAAAUGCAAUUAGAAAAUGGUGAAUAAAUGAUUGAAAGAAGACAUAAUAAAUGAAAGCUAUAAUUAUA